CAAAUUUUCUCUCUUGGGUCUGCUCUUACCUACGACAUCACCCACCUACAUAACCCAGACAACAAACCUUCCCCUCCACAACUAGAUUCAUUUGCUCUCAACACGCUGAGAGCAUCAGAACUGGUUUACUUUCCAGUCUACAGAUACUACUACCCGAUUCCACAGCCUCCCCGCGAGUCCUGUGGAUUUUCAUCGACCUCAACAAACCCCACCUUCGAUUCUUUGAUCCUAGGUCUCAAGCAGUGCUUGUGAUCUAGAUCCAUAUCACCCACAACCCGCAAUCAUGGCUACCGACAAGGGACUCGAGGACGUCCCCGAGGGUCAGAUCGAGUCCAACUAUGACGAGACCGUCGACUCCUUCGAUGAGAUGGCACUCAAGUCUGAGUUGCUCCGAGGCAUCUACGCUUACGGUUUUGAGCGCCCCUCUGCCAUCCAGCAGCGCGCUAUUAUGCCUGUCAUCAAGGGCCACGAUGUUAUCGCUCAGGCCCAGUCUGGUACCGGCAAGACCGCCACCUUCUCUAUCUCGGUCCUCCAGAAGAUCGACCCCAGCCUGAAGCAGUGCCAGGCUCUGAUCCUCGCUCCCACCCGUGAGCUGGCUCAGCAGAUCCAGAAGGUCGUCGUCGCUAUCGGCGACUUCAUGAACAUUGAGUGCCACGCCUGCAUUGGUGGCACCAGCGUUCGUGAUGACAUGAAGGCCCUGCAGGACGGCCCCCAGGUCGUCGUCGGUACCCCCGGCCGUGUCCACGACAUGAUCCAGCGUCGCUUCCUCAAGACCGACGGUAUGAAGAUGUUCGUCCUCGACGAGGCUGACGAGAUGCUUUCCCGUGGUUUCACCGAGCAAAUCUACGACAUCUUCCAGCUGCUGCCCCAGUCCACCCAGGUCGUCCUCCUGUCCGCCACCAUGCCCCAGGAUGUCCUCGAGGUCACCACCAAGUUCAUGCGCGACCCCGUCAGGAUUCUCGUCAAGAAGGACGAGCUUACCCUUGAGGGUAUCAAGCAGUUCUACAUCGCCGUCGAGAAGGAGGAGUGGAAGCUCGACACCCUGUCCGAUCUGUACGAGACCGUGACCAUCACCCAAGCCGUCAUCUUCUGCAACACCCGCAGAAAGGUCGACUGGCUCACCGACAAGCUCACUGCCCGUGACUUCACCGUCUCUGCUAUGCACGGUGACAUGGACCAGGCUCAGCGUGACCUGAUUAUGAAGGAGUUCCGGUCCGGCUCCUCCCGUGUCCUGAUCGCCACUGACCUGCUGGCCCGUGGUAUCGAUGUCCAGCAAGUCUCCCUGGUCAUCAACUACGAUCUCCCCGCCAACCGGGAGAACUACAUCCACCGUAUCGGUCGUGGUGGUCGUUUCGGCCGAAAGGGUGUCGCCAUCAACUUUGUGACCGCCGACGACGUCCGCAUGAUGCGUGAGAUUGAGCAAUUCUACAGCACCCAGAUCGAGGAGAUGCCCAUGAACGUUGCCGACCUCAUCUAGACGCACCCACAGCCGAACUCGUUUUUACUCUCUUUCCUCUACAGACAUCAACUUACGCCGCUUUCGUACACGCUGGUAUCUCACCGCAACAGGGGGCUGAAUUGUCGAGUUGGUCAUUAGAGGGCAAGGGGCUGCUUUGCCACAGUUGACAGGCACGAGCGCAGCACAGGAAAGGGUUGCGCAACAAAAAGUAGUUCUGAUUUCCUUAAAGGGUGCUCGAAUUCAUUGCACUGAUUGCUUUUCGAUAUCCGCCGGGGGGUUCUUGGGCCUGUGCCCACCGAGGGAUACUGGACGGAUCUGCAUGAAGUACUUUCCAGUUUUGUACUUAUUGGUCUGGUUCUGCAAUGAGAUUGUCGUUUAGAAACCUACCUCUUCAACUCCACGGCCGCCGACCUCGGGAUACCAUUUCGAUUGAAGACCUCCCCAUAGACAUGGUUUGGCAAAAGGACAAGCGUUUCCAGACGCUUCAGAUAGACGGAGGAUAAUGAUAAUGGACCAUGACUUGACUCUUUUUGAACCUUUGUCUCAUGGCUACUUGUUGAGUGUCCCGUAGUACUUCCUUUCAUGUACCCUCUACCUCUAACAUACGCAUUUUGAGCAAGACGAGCUUUGCUCGGCUGUCCGGUACGCGAUCACAGCAUCUAUCCCUCCCAACAUUCGUAGGAUGGCCUCUUGUGAGGCAACCUCCUGACUUCCUAUAAGAGAACUCCCUAUGGGUCAACAUACGAGAGGUAGGCCAGCUAGUCACACUGGCCCUGUUGUGAUAUCAUAUGAUUUGUUUAAAGAUAUGGUUGUGUUGUGUUAAUGGUGGAUGUGAC
Molecule: messenger RNA, 2295 nt
Organism: Diaporthe batatas
Lineage: Eukaryota; Fungi; Ascomycota; Sordariomycetes; Diaporthales; Diaporthaceae
Exons: 5
Coding region: 284-1477 (397 amino acids)
Molecular function (GO): RNA helicase activity; ATP binding; RNA binding
Source: RefSeq, a predicted model, not a curated record